AUGCCCUCGUUCACCAAACUAUUCUCUGGAAUAAGCAAUGCUGUUAAGCAGGAACCUUCACAACAGGGUUUUCAUCCCCAUACAGACCCAUACCAUAAGCCGAAUCUCAAUAAGACCAACCCUUUUGCAGGGCUCCAAAUAUCCAUCCAGAUAGAGUCUCCUCCUUUGAUGUUGUAUGGUCUGCCGGAAAAUAGAUCGAGCGCGAUAUUUAGUGGUCUGUUAGUUCUGGACGUGUUCCCAAAUGAGAAUUCUGCUGCAUCUGGCGGAGUGGCGCUGGUUCCAAGCAAUUCCAUCAGAUCUGUCAAUUCGUUAAAUACAGUCGGUACAGUUUCGAAAGCAGAUUAUGUUGAGGUCAGAGAUGUCCAGCUCUCGUUUAUCCAGAUCAUCGACUACGGCCGUCCUUUUGAGGCCAGCUCAAGCACAAUGGACUCGUGUGCAGACUGUCGUCGCAAGACCACCGAGCUGGCCAAAUGGGACGUGCUCUCUCGUCCAUCCAACUUCGCCAAGGGCUCCUCGCACGCCUUCCCGUUCAGCCAUCUUGUUCCAGGAACGGUUCCAGCCACGGCUGUGCUGUCUAACGUGACCUGUUCGAUCCGCUACGAGCUCAUUUGCAAGACUACGUUUGUGAAUACUAAGGGAAAACUGGACGAGAUCAAUCUCGGUCUGCCGGUCAUGAUACGGCGGUCUCUCACCAGAGGCCAGGACCGCAACUCGUUGCGGGUGUUCCCGCCCACCGACGUGACGGCCACGGCGGUGAUCCCCAACGUGGCGUACCCGAAGUCUGUUUUCCCUGUGGAAAUCCGAAUGGACAACGUCUGCUCCGCUGAACGGAGAUGGAGAAUGCGGAAAUUAAAUUGGAAGCUCGAGGAAAGCGUCAAGGUGCGUGUGAACCAUUGCGAUGCCCACAAGAGCAAGUAUGCCAGCAUUGUCGAGCACACCAAACGGUCCCACAAGGGCCGCAAAGUGUACAAGAACUGUGGCGGUCCCGGAAAACCCGUUUACAAUUACACGUUUGAGAAUCCUCGGAGACGGGAGGUCACCGAGGAAAACGAGGUUCCUACAGAGACGGCUGACCAGACCGCGUCGAACGAUGUCACGCCCUCGGCGUCGCACGACCUGGCCCCCGUGGCUUCGUCGUGGUCUGUUGCUUCGGGAGCAGAAAAUAUCGUGCCCCAGAUCUCGAACCAGAUCGCGCCACAAAUGACCCCGUCGUUGUCUGCGUCGAUGAGCAACGACCCCCACCCGACGCCUGCCGAGACAGAGACCCCGAUGUACGUGGAGGAGAUCCGUGUGAUCAAGUCCGGAGAGCUCAAGAGCGGAUGGAAGUCUGAUUUCUCUAAUAAGGGCAGAAUCGAGAUCGUGGCCGAUAUCUCGUUGAUGGAAUUAAUUUCUAUGGGAUUGAACGCCUCGCUGAGCAACCUUUCGGCAAUCAACUCGCAGAACUGCGAGUCGCCAAUCUUCAAGCUGGAGCCCGAAAGCGGAGUCAAUUGCGCCUGUGACAUUGAGGACUACGAGGCUGGCAUUUUUGUGCACCACAACUUGGUGCUCGAGGUGAUUGUUGCUGAGGAGAUGAUGCACAACACAAACGCCCAGCCCAACCGGGCCACGGCGUCUCCGACCCCUUCGUCGGCGUAUCUGAGCGCCAUCACGUCGAUGAACACUUCUCCAGUGCAAACAGGCACCUCCAGCCAGAACAGCACCAACAGUUCCGCAACACACCAUUCCACAGCCUCCAAACACAACGACGGCGGAACAGGACCCGAUCACGUGAGCGGCAAUAGAAGCGACCCGUACAACCACAGAACAGGAAUCCCCACCGGAGUGGCCAGAGUCCUGAGAAUGCAGUUCAGACUCGUGUUAAUGGAAAGACCCGGGCUGGGGAUGUCCUGGGACGACGAGGUCCCGCCCACCUACAACGCCGUUGGCGCGCUGUCUCCUCCUGCAUACAACAACAUGGAGCCCUCCUUGUCGCAGCAGUCGUUGGUGAUUCCGUUGGACUCGACCGACCAGCUGAACGAGAUCGUGCUCCCAGAGCCGGCGUCUCUGCGCUGA
Messenger RNA from Ogataea philodendri, 2052 nucleotides. RefSeq lists its product as uncharacterized. The transcript has a single exon. Lineage: Eukaryota; Fungi; Ascomycota; Pichiomycetes; Pichiales; Pichiaceae. The coding region runs from base 1 to 2052 and encodes 683 amino acids. The record is from RefSeq and is a predicted model, not a curated record.